Molecule: messenger RNA, 1580 nt
Organism: Phyllostomus discolor (pale spear-nosed bat)
Lineage: Eukaryota; Metazoa; Chordata; Mammalia; Chiroptera; Phyllostomidae
Gene: CNDP2
Product: carnosine dipeptidase 2
Exons: 12
Coding region: 128-1555 (475 amino acids)
Biological process (GO): proteolysis
Cellular component (GO): cytosol
Molecular function (GO): metallodipeptidase activity
Source: RefSeq, a predicted model, not a curated record
GGGUCGGUGGGCUGGGCGGGGCUCAGUGUGCUCAGUGUGCUCGGUGCGCUCCCGUGACCCAGACGCGUCAGGCGGCCUCAGUGCGGCGGCUGUGGGAGAACCUCCAAGGGCUGCCCUCGGUUGAAAGAUGUCGGCCCUCACCACCCUGUUCAAGUAUGUGGACGACAAUCAGGACCGCUACAUCAAGAAGCUGGCGGAAUGGGUGGCCAUCCAGAGCGUGUCCGCCUGGCCCGAGAAGCGGGGGGAGAUCAGGAAGAUGCUGGAGGUGGCCGCCGCGGACAUCAAGCAGUUGGGUGGCUCCGUGGAGCUGGUGGACAUCGGGAAGCAGAAGCUCCCCGACGGCUCGGAGAUACCGCUGCCCCCCAUUCUACUCGGCACGCUGGGCUCCGACCCCCGGAAGAAGACCGUGUGCAUCUACGGCCACCUGGACGUGCAGCCGGCGGCCCUGGAGGACGGCUGGGACAGCGAGCCCUUCACCUUGGUGGAGCGGGACGGCAAACUGUAUGGGAGAGGCUCGACCGAUGACAAGGGCCCCGUGGCCGGCUGGUUGAAUGCCCUGGAGGCCUUCCAGAAGACGGGUCAGGAGAUCCCCGUCAACCUCCGGUUCUGCCUGGAGGGCAUGGAGGAGUCGGGCUCCGAGGGCCUGGACGAGCUGAUCUUCGCGCGGAAGGACACCUUCUUCAAGGACGUGGACUACGUCUGCAUUUCUGACAACUACUGGCUGGGCAAGAGCAAGCCCUGCAUCACCUACGGCCUGCGGGGCAUCUGCUACUUCUACAUCGAGGUGGAGAGCAGCGACAGGGACCUGCACUCCGGCGUGUACGGGGGCUCGGUGCACGAGGCCAUGACCGACCUCAUUGCGCUGAUGGGCUCCCUGACGGACAGGAAGGGGAAGAUCCUGGUGCCCGGCAUCCACGAGGCCGUGGCCCCCGUGACAGAGGAGGAGCUGGAGCUCUACGACAAGAUCGACUUCGAGCUGGCAGAGCACGCCAAGGACGCGGGGGUGCAGACCUUGCGGCACAGCUGCAAGAAAGACGUGCUGAUGCACAGGUGGCGGUUGCCGUCGCUGUCCCUCCACGGCAUCGAGGGCGCCUUCUCCGGCUCCGGGGCCAAGACCGUGAUUCCCAGGAAAGUGGUCGGCAAGUUCUCCAUCAGGCUCGUGCCCAACAUGACCCCCGAGGCCGUCGGCGAGCAGGUUACAAAGUACCUGACGGAGAAGUUCGCUGAGCUGCACAGCCCCAACAAGUGCAAGGUGUACCUGAACCACGGCGGGAAGCCCUGGGUGUCCGACUUCAACCACCCUCACUACCUGGCUGGGAGAAGAGCCCUGAAAACAGUUUUCGGCGUGGAGCCGGACUUGACCAGGGAAGGUGGCAGCAUUCCAGUGACUCUGACUUUUCAGGAGGCCACGGGCAAGAAUGUCAUGCUGCUGCCCAUGGGGUCAGCCGAUGACGGCGCCCACUCCCAGAACGAGAAGCUCAACAGGUAUAACUACAUCGAGGGAACCAAGAUGAUGGCUGCCUACCUGCACGAGGUGUCGCAGCUCAAGGACUGAGGGCCCUGCACCCUGCACCCCCACC